CGGAUACGCCGAAGCAUGGUCAUCGUCACAUGGUGGCCAGCCUUGCUCCCUCUUUCAGGCAUAUGCUAUGUCCCACAAGGGCAAGGCGACGUCUGACGUCAGAUACAACCCGGAGGACGGGCCCGAGGCAUACAGCAACCCGAUGGCCCACGCCCGCCUCAGUGCGUACUCAGCGAUGGCAAGGGAUGUGCAUGGUCCAGAGUUUGAUCCGGCCACCGAGGAUCUUGAUGGAGAAGUUGUUAUGAGGGUUGGAGGAGGUAAGCAUCAUGGGCGGUAUUGGCUUGCCGACGGCGCAAUUGACUCGUCCUCUACUCCUAGUCUAUCUCAGAUUAGAGCAAGAAGCACGAGUGCGAGCCCAGUCAUACGACCUCGGCAGGACACUUCACAGUACCGCAUACAGGCACUUCAGGCCCAAUUAGAAGAAGAGAGGAGGCUACGUGUGGAGAACGAGCAGAGGAUGAGGGACAUUUUUGCCUACAUGCAGACUCUUGGCGCCGCAGCGGGUGUAUCUCCACCACCUUCGUUGUUCGCUUCACCUCUGCGGCCUCCUGCUGAGUUUUCUACUCCUGUGAGUAUAGAUAAGUUUUAG
Messenger RNA from Panicum hallii, 589 nucleotides. RefSeq lists its product as uncharacterized. The transcript has 3 exons. Gene Ontology annotation, biological process: transposition. NCBI's taxonomy places the organism in Eukaryota, Viridiplantae, Streptophyta, Magnoliopsida, Poales, Poaceae. The record is from RefSeq and is a predicted model, not a curated record. Bases 68 to 589 code for a protein of 173 amino acids.